Molecule: messenger RNA, 893 nt
Organism: Empidonax traillii (willow flycatcher)
Lineage: Eukaryota; Metazoa; Chordata; Aves; Passeriformes; Tyrannidae
Product: activin receptor type-1-like
Exons: 6
Coding region: 45-878 (277 amino acids)
Biological process (GO): transforming growth factor beta receptor signaling pathway; dorsal/ventral pattern formation; protein phosphorylation
Cellular component (GO): plasma membrane; BMP receptor complex
Molecular function (GO): ATP binding; transforming growth factor beta receptor activity, type I; SMAD binding
Source: RefSeq, a predicted model, not a curated record
AGUGAAGUGGCUGCAGCAAAAGCUCCAGGGUGGCCGAUGGAGUGAUGAUUCUCCCUGUGCUGAUGGUGAUGGCGUUCCCGUCCCCGAGCUGGCAAGAUGAUGAACUGAAGCUCAAGAUGGUGCACUACGAAUGUGUGUGUGAAGGCAUGUCCUGUGGGAACGGGGACCGGUGCCAAGGCCAGCAGUGCUUUGCUUCCCUGAGCAUCAAUGACGGGGCUAAGGUUUACCAGAAGGGCUGCUUCCAGGUCUAUGAGCAGGGGAAAAUGACCUGCAAAACACCUCCAUCCCCCGACCAGGCUGUGGAGUGCUGCCAGGGACACCUGUGCAACAUGAACAUCACUGCACAGCUGCCCUCUUCGAAAGGGCAAACCUUUCAAGGAGAAGCUGCAGGCUACAGUAUGGAGACACUAAUCAUCGUUAUCCUGGCUCCUGUGAUAGUGUUGAUAGUUUUUUCUGCAGUAGCAGUGCUGAUCAUCCGGAGAAUACAGAAAAACCACAUGGAGAGGCUCAAUUCUAGGGAUGCAGAGUAUGGCACCAUCGAGGGUCUCAUCGCCUCGAACGUGGGGGACAGCACGUUGGCAGAUUUGUUGGACCAUUCCUGCACAUCUGGAAGUGGUUCUGGACUUCCUUUCUUGGUGCAAAGAACGGUGGCUCGACAGAUCACGCUUGUGGAGUGUGUAGGAAAGGGCCGUUAUGGAGAAGUCUGGAGGGGUCAGUGGCAAGGAGAAAACGUUGCUGUGAAGAUCUUCUCUUCUAGGGAUGAAAAGUCCUGGUUCAGGGAAACUGAGCUGUACAACACUGUGUUGCUGCGGCACGAGAAUAUUUUGGGUAAGUGGGACAACCACGUCCUGUGUCCUGGUGUGGCUGGUGUAAGGUGAGUUACCUGGACAGGG